Lichtheimia ornata is the source of this 243-nucleotide messenger RNA. RefSeq lists its product as uncharacterized. Lineage: Eukaryota; Fungi; Mucoromycota; Mucoromycetes; Mucorales; Lichtheimiaceae. Bases 1 to 243 code for a protein of 80 amino acids. The transcript is spliced from 2 exons. The record is from RefSeq and is a predicted model, not a curated record.
AUGCAAGGAUCAGCAGCAGCAGUACGAGCUUUUGGCCGUGUGGCAGUGCGCACUUAUACAUCCCAAGCUCCCAAGGCAACUGUCAUUUCAGCCAACAAUGAAACAUUGCAAUAUCUGGAUCGCCUCAAGGAUUCUGAGAUUGAGUUCCAGAGCAAGGGCGAGUAUGUGAGCAAUGAUUUUUGGAAGACUGAGCCUGGCAAAUACAGACAAAAGUCAAUCGACAUUAGCCACCAGGGUAAAUGA